UUUCCUGUCAAAAAUGUGGUUUUGUUAAAAACUCACCGUGCCGGAGGUGGAACGCUGGCCAAUAUAAUUUACAGAUACGGAGAUUUAAACGACCUGGAGUUUGCACUUCCAAAACACGGGAGUUAUGACUUUUAUUGGCCUCUUCACUUUAAUCCCAGCUUUGUGGACAAACAGUAUCUCAACUCUUCGUCUCCAAAUCUACUAAUCAACGCUCGAUACAGUCCUGACACGAUGACUUCAUUUAUGCCCAAGGUAAACGUCUACACUUAAAUUGCAUGCAACGAUAAUCGGUACCUCACUUUAUCAGGACAUUUCUUUAACUGGGUUCUUCUUGUUUCCAUUAGUGUCUACUAUGUUCUUAGAAAAAGAAAAUGGGGAGAAGUGAUCCACUUUCCCUCCUCCUUUCCAUGUUUCUAAAUACAUUUACUUUACCUCUCUGGUUUCCCAAGCUUUUAACGAAAGUGUCUCAAAGAAUCUAGUGUUUUUCACUGCAUCUGGAAAACAGAAUUGGGAAUCUUUAUAUUAGCUUUUGUCUCGUAUAUUUAAUUAGAUUAUUUUUUAUCUUUAUUACUAUUUUUUAAUCCGUUUUAUUUGUCGCAAUUACAUUUUGUGACCUUUUUUCUGAAUGCUGAGCUGUUAAAUUUUAGAUCUCAUUGAUAGUGUUUUAUUUGAAUAUACAUUUUUAUGUAACAGAUAUUACAUCUUAUUUAGUUUAAAGUUUUUACUCAGGUUUUUACUAAAGUCUUGUAUAUCACGUGCAUGUUCGAGCGAGUUUUAUUGUAAGCCUGAGGUGUUACUUAAACUGUUAGUUAAACUUAAACUUAAGGUGUUACUUAACUACUAAGUAAACCUACGUACGUACUUAGGUACUUAGGUACUUACUUACUUACUUACUUACUUACUUACUUACUUACUUACUUACUUACUUACUUACUUACUUACUUACUUACUUACUAGCUCUAUUGCAUCAAUUAUACCUUCUUUUCAAACCUCAAGUCCACUCUCCCCACGGGCGUGUAUUAGGCCAAGUCACGGAAGUGACGAAAGCAAAUGGCAGAAAAGGAAAUAAACUAGGACGACAAAACUGCUGCUAUUUUUACGUAUAUGUGGCAAACGUAGCCUUAGCCUUGUUGUGAUUCGUUCUCAACUAUAAACAGCUUUGUGAUUGGCUCAGGAUUUCUUAUUCUGUCUCUGCUUCCCUCCGUUGUUAUGUUCCGUUGCUUCCGUUGUUAUGGUUUGCUAAAAACGUAAGGAGAAACAACUGAGGAUCGGACCGGGAAUGAUACCUUCGUUCCGUCAAGAUUCUCUUUAUGCUAUCAUCAGUCUCUUUGAUUUACACAGCAAGUGCACAAGAGCAGAUCAGAACGCUCGUUCUAUCUCUUCUGUUUUCGAGUCCUAAAUAAGGUUGCUCCUGCGGCCCAGUCGAAACUGGUUUCCAAUAGUUAAGCCGGCUUCCCUACACUGAGCCAUCUUUUGUCCCCAAACAAAUAUGGCUUCUGGUAAUUUGUUGGUAAUUUUUAGCUCUACUUCACUCAUUUUUAUCCAGGUCUCCCUUCCACCAUAAAAAAACAGUUUUUUUCAAAUUUCUCUUCAAACAGAGAGCCAUUUGCGUAUUGUCUUUAUUUUUACUUUAGGACUCAUACUAUAUUGCUAUGAUUAGAAGGCCAACGGAUCAUUUCGAAUCUGUGUUCAAUGGAUAUCAACUCGACAUGUUACUGGGGAUCCAAAACAGCAGCAACCCAUUUGAUGAGUUUCUGAGUAAACCGAAACAGUAUCUCUUGGAGUAUCUGCGAAAGAAACCACGAUUGAAUAUCCAUCUCAAUAUGGCCAAGAAUGGUAUUACAUGUAUACACAUAUACACAUAUUUAUUAUAUACAUACUGAGAAAUACUCACCAAAAAGUUGUGUUGUAAAUUUUGAUACGCAAAUGAGUUCUAGCCAAUCAGAGGAGUGAACUAUGGUUUUCACACGUGAAAAAAAUGAUACGUCCAAUCAGAAUCGCGAACGAUGUUUUUUCACAUGUGAGAAAAAUGAUACGUCCAAUCAGAAGCCACAGAGGUGUGUGAGUUUCGCGCCAAAAUUCCCGCCUUUUCUUGCAGCUUGCUGAGCGCCGCUUCGCACACAUUCGAGGAGAAAAGUUUUUCUCAAAGAGUUUUUUCUUGUUAAAAAAGUGAAAAACAUUUCAGAAAUGGAGUGGAAUAGUUUCGUUUGUUUCACUGUCGAUAAAGAAAACUGUGGAGAGCCGGCAAAACAACAGCGGAAGGGGAAAAACAGAACAAGACGUAAGCUUAUGUUGUGCUUUUUGUCGGAGUUACUUUGUCUUCCAUUUAUAAGCUUAAGCUAAUAUAUUGAAACUGGCCAUUUUACUUAAAUUCACUCAUUUUCAAUUGUACAUUCAGAACAAACAGUUAAGAUUACUUGUAGUUCUUGGAUUACCUCAUAUCCUUACCGUCAUUUAUGUUUUUAAGAAAGGUUUCUACUAAAAAGCUGAUACUUCGUUUUCAUUGUUAUUUCGUGGUGUGUAGCGGCAAAUGUAAGCAUUUUGGAAAGAUUUAAAAUAAAAAGGCCACCAAAAUGAUGAAAGUCUCAGUAUGUAUACAAUAAACACAAUACCACAUGUAAAGUACUUCGUACGGUAUUUACCCACUCGUUGCUUUUGUAUCAGAAAUCUCACUCGUUCGCUGCGCUCACUCGUUCGAUUUCUGAUACAAAAACAACUCGUGUGUAAAUACCGUACGCCAGCACUUUCCAUGAAAUAUUCUCUAUAUACUUUUCAAACGUACAUGUAUUGGCCCCCGAGGGGUACUGAACAAAGUGGGUUUUUUUGUUGUUGUUGUUUUUUUUGUUUUGUUUUGUUUUGUUUUUUGUUUUUUUACGGGGAGGCUUUGCCCUGAGGUCCAACCUUUCGUAGACCUUCUAUUGACAAAUGGUACUCCUUUUACAUUUUGCAUCCCUUUUAACCGCUACAAAUAAACUGUCUUAAAAUAUGAAUAAUCACAGCAGAACCACAUAACGUGAUCAGAACGUUUUUACGACUCUCUCGCAGCCAUAAAAUACAUCUGUCAGCUCUUUGGCCAGAGUUUAUUUACAAUUAAUGAAGAAAAAAUGAAAAUAAAAAUAAACUUACAAUAUAAUGUUACAGGUAAAUGCCUUUAAGGUUAAAAGAUAUAAUUAAACAUGUAUGCAUAUACUUAUUCUACGACAAGAUCCAAGAUUAUAGACUUAUAGUCUGGUACAUAAUACGCGUUUAAUAUUGCGCUAAAAACCUGGCUGGUGACUGAUGUUUCUGGUGUUGGCUCUAAUACAGUUUGUUUUACAGACCGAAAUUACAGUUUUUCCAACCCUUUCAUAUACUUCAAUACAUACUUCAACUGAUGAAAUCCAUACACUUUCAUAUAACUGAAGCCUAAAAAAAAGAACCCCUUUCGGGCGAAGCCUCCCCGUAUAGGGCAUUAUGCAGGGAUUUAUAACAUGCUGAUCUUGAUAUGAAUGGUCCAUUUGGCAAGAAAACAAAAUUAGGAAACAAUGUGUUCCAUUUGACACAUGUUCCAUUCUUUCCCUCAUCUUGAUGAAUUCAAGAUGACGGCACAAAUAUUGCCGUCAAUAGCUUGGAACUAGAGAAAACUCGUAAAUGUUACACGUAUCAGAAAAUUAGUUACCAACGGGAAAACUGGAAAACCUUCCUCUAAUUCCAUCUAAUUACUAUACUCUAAUUCCGGGGGAUUUUUUCAGAAAGGCGCAAAAACAAAACAUGUAUUCAAUUCUACUUACAUUCCAAAAGGAAUUUCCGGAAUUUCUUGGUAAAUGGAAAGCACCAGAAGUGUUCAAUCCUCUCACAGUUGACAUUAUACCUUAUCUUAAAGUAAAAUUUUUACACUCCACGGACAUGUAUACUAAUAGUAAACAGACGAUCUAACCAAUGCCCGUUUGUUAAUAUAUCCGCGUGUUGAUCAAUGUACUUCUCAGUUCACUUUGCGCAGUGCUUAUCAUAAGAAAUCAACAAGCGCACAGGGUUGUAAAACUCAUUAUUUGCAUUUUUUAACUUAAUGACUAGGCUAAAUAUAUUUAUUCACUUACUUUUUUCACUAACUUGUUUACUAUUAACAGGGCAAAUAUUUGACCUCGGUCUUCAACACAAAUAUUACAACGACCCGGUUGAGAUCAAUAACCACAUUGAGGAUCUCGCAGAGAAAAUCAACCUUGUUCUAGUCAUGGAGCAUUUUGAUGAAUCCCUCAUUCUACUUAAGAGGGAGCUCUGUUGGGACUUGGACGAUAUCGUCUACUUUAAGUUCAAUCAGCGAGCACAGGAGUACAAGCAAACCAUGAUAACCAAUGAAGAGAAGGUAGGCUUUGUGAUUACACAGGUUCACCAGUUUAAUUGUUCUUACCAAUAGGCCUUUUCCAAAAAUUCCAUAAUAUUUUUGUUGUCCCUCCAAACUUUUGCAACAACAUUGUUUUCAAUUUCUCUUCGGGAGAUUUUAAGUCUCAAGAGAAAUUGAAAACAAUGCUUGUGCAAACUUUUGGAGGGACAACAAAGAGUAUAGUGCAUAUUUUUGAAAAAGGCCUACUCAUUUCACCAAUGAAAGUUUACUGGCAUUGUGACGUUGGUACUAUGCGCGAUCCUACAAGAAGUUAAAGUUAAACAACCAAUGAUAGUAAAUGUUUGUGAUAUUAGAAGGGGAAGAAGGAGAGGCCAACCCGAUCUGACCCAAGUUGUUCAAAAGGUUGAUAACGCCGUCUGCUAGUUAAAUCACCAUAGUAUCUAGUGGAUAGUGUAAGUGAUUUCCUUAACACUUAUCCGCUGGAUUGUGAUUUAUCCAGUAUAUAGCGCUAUCCAACGUUGAACAACUGGGGCCUGGUUCAUCGGUUUAGGUUUCUAACAAACUGCUCACGCUUCCCCUUCCCUAAGCCAAAAUUUUUCCCUAAGAGAGAAGUAACGGUGGGAGUGGUUUCUUUAAGCCCAAAAAUUCCUGGUAAUAAAACUGUAGACAAAACUCAGGUUCAAGGAACGGUCCAUCACGCCACACACAUCGGCAGAGUGAGUGUAAAAACAAUAACUUUCACAAUCACUACUUUAAUUUUAGAUGCAGAUUAAGGAGUGGAACAACGCCGAUGCUGCCUUGUAUGAAUUUUUUAACAAAACAUUUUGGGACAAAAUUGCUAGACAGGAUCAGACGUUUUUUCAAGAGGUCCGACAGCUACGGCAAAAGGUUAAUGAACUUGAAGCGGAAUGCAUUGAUUCACAGGAAACAAAUCAAGACACUGGAGAAGUAGAUAUAAAACUUUAUGAGCAUGCUUCAAAUUUUAACAAAUAUCUUUGUCAGAAGAUGACGUUAAAUGAGGAAAACUACGUAACGUAUCUAAAGAAAAAAUUUAACACGAAAGUUGACGGACAUCAUGGCUAUCAAAGAAGAUUACUUGAUGGCAUGUUAAAUAAGACAGAAUCGCGAGAGGCGAGAUAG
Molecule: messenger RNA, 5461 nt
Organism: Porites evermanni
Lineage: Eukaryota; Metazoa; Cnidaria; Anthozoa; Scleractinia; Poritidae
Source: the annotation of a GenBank genome assembly